UCAUCGGCAACUGCAUCGUGCUGCUAUGUGCUCAGCUCUGCUCUGCCGGUGCUGUCCCGCUGUCUGGGCAUCACGAACUUCGACCUUCUCGCGACUUUGUCGCAUCGACUGGCUCGGCAACUUUCGCGUCGUGCUCUCCUACAACGUGCUGUUCGCCGGCGCCACGGUGCUCUGCCUCGUGACGACUUUCACGGCCACCGUGCGACGCGAGCUCUACGUGAGGCUAGGCUUCGAACACAUCUCCAGGUUGAAGCAUGAACAGUGGGUGCGCUUGCCUUUCAACCGUCUCCACGACCUCGGGGCCAAGAGCAUGCGCAGCAUGGCCGCCACCACCGACCUUAAGCUCGACUAGAAGCGUCCUUAAUGGUCGCUGCGACUCGGUGUGCAACGCUCCAUGACCAUCACCAUAGGGCCACACCCUGACAUAGUUGUGUCACACGUGGCGGUACCACAUGUAACGGUGCGCUCGCACGAAGUUGAGAAGGCAUUCAUGUGGACUCGGCAUUACGAUGGACCGUUCAUUGUCGUGGGCAGAGCGUGAUUGCAAUUGUGCUCGCUAGAGGGCGCAUGUCAUCGCAUCGUCGCCAUUGUUUUCUACUUGGUGUUGGUGUGAAUGGUGACCCGGCACACUGCUCGCAGUGACAUACGUUGAGGACCCAAUCGCAUCGAAUUGUGACAGCCGCCAUUUUAACAGCUACAGCAUGCAGGUGCAUCUGUUGCGUAAUACAGGGGUCACCACUGUGGCUACAAGGCUAAUAAGCACCGCAAUACUUGGCGAGGGGGUUUGCACGAGGAGAAUUCUGCGGGCCAGGAGUCUACGAUAGGAUGGGAUUCCAUCGUCGCUGGCAGAGGAAGGGCUAGGCAUCACGGUAGGAUAUCGUUCGUCAUUCCUCGUGCAGUUUCACGAUUGUGUGGGCGCGUGACACGUUCCACGAUGUAUGUACGGCGCAGAGUAUGCAACCACUCGGAAUGGCCACGUCAGCACGGACCAAGUAUUCUGAACUGACAGUUAUUGACAUGGCUUAUUUCAAUCCACUAACGUAUAUUGUUUGUCCGAUGACAUACUGCAUACGCUGUAUAUUUUGCGGUCGUUUAAUUUUCGCGAAUUUCGCGAACGCGAAAAUAACAACACGCGAAAAUACCAAUAUGCUGUUGUUCACUGAUUCGGGAAUUCAUCGACCGCGAAAUUAACCUCUCGCGAAAUUGUCCGUCAAGUCUGAAUUCGCGAAAAUAUCUGUACCUACGUGAAAAAUAUGGUGUAUACAGUACGUGUCAACUGUCAAGCCAGCUAAGAAAGCUGUAACUAGGUAGGCGCAAGGUUCAAGUUUAACCAUUAACGUUUUAACCUGUAGUGAAUGCUGGCCUACAUUUGAUAGAGCCUAAACAAUUCAAUACAGGUUGUAAGAGAGGGUAGAAUAUAUUAUAUAUAUAUAUAUGGCGGUAUAUGGUAUAUAUUCUACAUAUAUAUGAUAUAUAU
Molecule: messenger RNA, 1477 nt
Organism: Priapulus caudatus
Lineage: Eukaryota; Metazoa; Priapulida; Priapulimorpha; Priapulimorphida; Priapulidae
Exons: 3
Coding region: 26-352 (108 amino acids)
Biological process (GO): signal transduction
Molecular function (GO): transmembrane signaling receptor activity
Source: RefSeq, a predicted model, not a curated record